Molecule: messenger RNA, 3381 nt
Organism: Cygnus atratus (black swan)
Lineage: Eukaryota; Metazoa; Chordata; Aves; Anseriformes; Anatidae
Gene: SUSD1
Product: sushi domain containing 1
Exons: 17
Coding region: 71-2383 (770 amino acids)
Molecular function (GO): calcium ion binding
Source: RefSeq, a predicted model, not a curated record
GGCAGCUGGCGGGGAGGAUGCGGAGGCGCCGGGGCCGCGCAGCACUGAGGGGCUCGGAGGCGGCGGGGACAUGAGCCCGGGGGGCGGCCGGGCCCUGGGGCCGCUGCUGGUGGUCCUGGCGCUGGUGCUGGCUCCGUGUGCGGGGCGGCGGCGGGCAAUUGUGAACCGAUCAGUUCCAGAUGUUUGCGCGACUUGCCACAUUCAUGCUACAUGUCAUCAAAUUGAAGGAAAAAGUGUCUGUAUUUGUAACUAUGGAUUUGUGGGGAAUGGAAGAACCCACUGUCAAGAUAAAGACGAAUGCCAGAUAGGAGCCAACAAGAUCUGCGGAAAUCACACACUGUGUCAUAACACGCAUGGAAGUUUUUACUGUGUUUGCCUUGAUGGAUACCGGGCCUCUAACAACAACAAGACAUUUAUUCCCAAUGAUGGCACGAACUGUACAGAUAUAGAUGAAUGUGAGGAGUCUGGGCUGUGUGGUCACAAUGCAAGAUGUGUAAAUACUAAAGGAAGCUACAAGUGUUAUUGCAAUGAUGGUUAUAAAUUAGAAAAUGGAGCGCAUUCUUUUCAUCCAGAUGGGAACAAAGUUUCAUGCCAAGAAAUUGGAUGUGGCUCCCCUCCUGAAAUGGAGCAUGGCUACAUUGUAGGAAACUACAGCUCGGUACCAGGCAGUACGGUUCAUUAUGAAUGUGAAGAAGGGUUUUACAGCGACGAGGGAAAGUUCUCGUAUUGCACUGCAAAUGAAGCUUGGGAGCCUGCCAUUUUACGCUGUAAAGGUGUGGAUUGUGGGGUUCCACCUUCUAUCCUAAACGCACGUCCAACAUCUGCAAGCAAGACCACGUAUGGAAGUAAAGUUACUUACAGUUGUGUUCAUGGUUAUUUUAUCGCAAGUGGCAAUCAGACUGCAGUCUGCAAUGCCAAAGGACAGUGGGAUGGUGCUGAUUUGGUAUGCAAAGAAAUAGACUGCGGCAGACCUUUGCUGAUUCCACACACAGAAAUCAUCUGGGAUAACUCUACCACUCUGUGGAGCAGAGUGUACUAUCAGUGUAAAGAAGGAUAUUAUUUCGAUGGAGACAGGAAUUUUUCAGAAUGCACAAUGGAUCAAGAGUGGGAGAAUAUUACUUAUGUAUGCAAAGAGGAGGAAUUGUUCAGUAAUUUGUCCAUAUUCAAUGAAACUUGCAUGAAAUGGCAAAGAAAAACUGGAAGACGAGGAAUGCAGAAAACUUACACAUUUCAUAUACUUGGCCAAAGAUGGGAUGAGAAGACAUUCUCAGAGGAUGUGAUACUUAACAUCACUACGAGUGAAGAUAAUCCAAAUGUGUGUUUAGAUCUCAACUCUGGCAGUAACUACGUGGUGAAUAUUACUACCAUCUCUUCCACAAACAUCAGCGUGUCAGUUACAGUAGCAGUUCAAACAAAGGUAAAGGAAGCUUUCAAUAAUGUGUUAAUUUUUAAUGACACCUGCUUGAAAUGGCGGAGAAAUAUAAGGGGAGCUGAUACGGAAGACAGAUACUCUUUUCAUGUGCAAGGCCAGCGUUGGUAUCAGAAGGAAUUCUUGCAUGAAAUGACCUUCAACCUUACCACACACAAGCAGGCUCCAGAAGUUUGUUUUGAUUUGCAGCCAGGCACCAAUUACUCUGUUAAUAUUUCCAUGGUAGCUUUGAAUUUUUCACUGAUGGUUUCAAUGACAACGCAAAUCACAGAUCCCCCAUUCCCAGAUGUAGAAUUUGUUGCAGCAAAAGGUUCUGCACCCUUGCUCAGACUCCGGAAAGCAGAAGAUCGAAAUGGGCCGAUCAGUCUUUAUCAAGUGAUUGUGCUUCCUCUGGGUUUGCAAAGUACUUUUAUUUGUGACUCCUUUGCUGCUGCAACUUUCUUUAGUAACACCACUGACACUAAGGGAUAUGUAGCAGCUGAAUUUCAGGCGAAGGAUGUUGCUGAUAACAUGCCAGUUGCUCUUGGAGACAGACAUUACUACGGAAAGUUUUAUAAUGCUCCUUUAAAGCUGGGAAACGAGUACUGUGUUUUUUUGAGAAUAAUAAGCGAGUGGAAUAAGGUGAGAACACAGUCCUGUGCUGUAUGGGCACAAAUUAAAAAUUUAUCACCCACUCUUCAAUACAUGACUGCUGUUGCAUUUGGGUCACUUGCUGCUGUCUGCGUUAUACUGUUCCUGUCAUUCUCAGCAGCACGGGGCAAUGACUUUAUGACUGUUCUCCUUUCAAAGAUCUUAUCUCCACAGUGCAGUGCAUUCCCCACCUGCUGCUUUAGCCUGCGAGGGUGUACGUUUAUCUGCUACCAUGGGUAUGACACAAGCCGGGAUUGCAUCAUCGUCCCUAGAGACCGAAAAUGUCUCUCUUCUCUAACGUGUUAUCCCUCGAAGUUGGCAUAAAGAAAAUGCAGUCUCCCUGCCAAAGCCAACACCUGUCAGGAUGUAGCUGUAAGGCACACCUCUGCUAUAGCAUUGACAGUUGGAAUGUGUUUGUUACUGGGUUUUUUUAUUGCGUCCCCUUGUUUUCUGACAGCGUGGUGUGGAGAGAAAAACCUUCCAUCACAAACAUGUUGUGUCAGAGACGUUAGCAUGCAUCUCAUGUGUCGGCCACAGGCUUUAGCUAUUCCAGCCACAUGGAUGCCUGAUAGCAAGUGUCUGUAUCAUACCUGAUUACAUGAAUAAUCCCCUGAUCCAGUUGAGACUGUCUGAGGAUUAACUGCUACUUCAGAUGCCUUAGGACAUACAAACUGACCCAUUAUGAGAGAAAAUACAGAUCAACUUUUACCUCAGAUUAAGUGCCUGCUGUCUUUCCAAGUAAAAAUGUAGGAGAUUUCAUCAGUCACUCAUGCGUAACGCUACUUCAGUAACAAGUACAGAGUGAAGUUGUCACGUGAAAUAGUGUCACCAACACAUGUUCCGUAGAUAUUGCAAUCUCAUAGCAAUUAGGAGUAAUUGCAAAUAGUACACCAGUUUAUAAAACUGCAGUUGCAAAAAAAAUAAGUAGCUUUAGUGUCAUGUGAAACUAUUUUAAAUCAAGAGCUACCUGUGUUAAGUUCAGUUUUAUUAAUCUCUGUUUUAUAAUUACAACUGAAUAACGACAUUAAAAUCAUUGUCUGCACAGGUAUGUAACAUCUGGUUAGAGUCAGCUGAUAAAGUACAGUUAACCAAUUUCCUAUGACAUCCUCCCAAAUAAUAUUUUUCCCUCCUAUAAGAAAGAAGCAAUUGUCUGUGCUCACUUCCACUCCUGUUCAGAAGAUGCUUUGAGUAAUACUAGAAAAAUCAUUCUGUUAACUGGUGAAAUAAAAAGAAGUUUUGAGCUUUAGUAAUUUAGUCACUUUUUUGAAGUUAUGUUUUGUAUCUCACCACUUUGAAUAUACGAUAUACCUUUUUGGAAUUCU